Messenger RNA from Colletotrichum graminicola M1.001, 2865 nucleotides. Its product is annotated as MCM2/3/5 family protein. The transcript has 3 exons. Gene Ontology annotation, molecular function: ATP binding; single-stranded 3'-5' DNA helicase activity; single-stranded DNA binding. The record is from RefSeq and is a predicted model, not a curated record. Gene Ontology annotation, biological process: mitotic DNA replication; DNA replication initiation; double-strand break repair via break-induced replication. Gene Ontology annotation, cellular component: nucleus; MCM complex. NCBI's taxonomy places the organism in Eukaryota, Fungi, Ascomycota, Sordariomycetes, Glomerellales, Glomerellaceae. The coding region runs from base 1 to 2865 and encodes 954 amino acids.
AUGGCUCCCUCCAGCGACGCCGGCCUCAUAAUGUCGGAUGCCCCGUCCCGUGCGGCGGGUACCCCUAGACGCUCCUUCAUGCCCAGCUCCUCUGCUGGCGGAAGGCCACGAGUGCCGCCGUCCGAGAGCAUGGGUGCUGUCAGUGACGAUGAGGCCGAGGGCUUCGCUGACGACCAGGUUCCUCGCGGAUCAAGGAUACCCGACAUCACAAACAUUCCCCGCGUUGAGGACAAGAUUGGUCUGAUGGUUCAGGACCACUUCGAGUCCUUUAUCGAGGGAUUCAUAGAUGACCCGACUUCUUCUGGCGCACCGACAUCGAGCGCUGUCACAACGGACAAGUACUAUAUUGCCCAGAUUCACGGCAUGCGCACAUACCAGCUGUCCACCUUCUACGUGGACUUCAAGCACUUGGUGACAUGGCAAAACGGCGAGUUGGCAGAUGGAAUCAUGCGUGGCUACUACCGCUUCCUGCCUUUCCUUACCGCCGCCUUGCACAAUAUGAUCGCCAAGCAUGAGCCGCAGUACUUCCGCGAACAUAGGCAACCUACCUCGUCCAGCAACCCCACCAACUCGGCCGCGAGCCAGCUGGGUUCCGCCAGCCAAACAGAAAUGGGCGGCAAGACAGCCAACCAGCAAACUGACAAACUUUUCGCCAUUGCGUUCUACAAUCUGCCCCUAAUCUCGCGAGUCCGCAGUCUCAGGGCGGCCAACAUCGGCCAGCUCCUCUCCAUCUCCGGUACCGUCACGCGGACGUCAGAAGUUCGCCCUGAGCUUUCUCUUGGUACCUUUGUGUGCGAGGCUUGCAGGACGGUUGUUCCCAACGUCGAGCAGACCUUCAGGUACACGGAGCCUACUCAGUGUCCCAACAAGACCUGCCUGAACCGCCAGGCGUGGCAGUUGGAUAUCAGACAUAGCACGUUCGUCGACUGGCAAAAGGUGCGCAUCCAAGAGAACAGCUCUGAGAUUCCUACGGGGAGCAUGCCGAGAACGAUGGACGUUAUCAUGCGCGGAGAGAUCGUAGACCGAGCCAAGGCUGGAGAGAAGUGUAUCUUCACCGGUGCGCUCAUCGUCGUGCCAGAUGUUAGCCAAAUGGGUCUGCCCGGUCUGAGACCAAGCGCCGUUCGAGACGACAAGGUUUCCAAUGGCGCCGAUGUGGGCGGCUCUGGCGUCAGUGGUCUCAAAGCACUUGGUGUCCGCGAUCUUACCUACCGUCUGGCCUUCCUUGCUUGCAUGGUCACCCCCGAUGUUUCCAACUCGGGCCAGGCAUCGAGUGGGCAGGUUUCAGACAUCAUCAACUCGUUGACCCAAAACAACACACACGAUGCUUCAGAUUCGGUCGAAGAUGUUCAAGCCGCAGUACUUGCAUCCAUGAACUCCUCGGAAAUCGAGGAGCUGCGCGAACUAGUCCAUAGCGAUCACAUUUACUCGCGACUGGUAAACUCGAUUGCACCGACGGUCUAUGGCCAUGAGGUUGUCAAGAAGGGACUCUUGCUUCAACUUAUGUCUGGUGUGCACAAAACCACAGCUGAAGGCAUGGAGCUGAGAGGUGACAUCAACAUCUGCAUCGUAGGCGACCCCUCUACGUCCAAGUCCCAGUUUCUCAAGUACAUCUGCUCUUUCGCCCCUCGCGCCGUCUACACUAGUGGCAAGGCGUCUUCCGCUGCUGGUCUCACAGCCGCUGUGGUCAAGGAUGAGGAAACCGGCGACUUCACCAUCGAAGCCGGUGCCCUUAUGCUGGCAGACAACGGCAUUUGCGCCAUUGACGAGUUCGACAAGAUGGAUAUCGCCGACCAGGUCGCCAUCCAUGAAGCUAUGGAGCAGCAGACUAUAUCUAUCGCCAAGGCUGGAAUCCAGGCCACCUUGAACGCCCGCACCUCAAUCCUUGCUGCCGCCAACCCAGUCGGCGGUCGCUACAACCGCAAGACGACGCUCCGCGCCAACAUCAACAUGAGCGCCCCCAUCAUGUCUCGUUUCGAUCUCUUCUUUGUCGUGCUCGAUGAGUGCAACGAAUCCGUUGAUCGCCACCUUGCGGAGCAUAUUGUUGGACUUCACCAGCUGCGCGACGAAGCCAUCGAGCCUGAGUUCAGCACCGAAACCCUGCAAAGAUACAUCCGCUUCGCCCGCACCUUUCGGCCCGAGUUCACUCCUGCGGCUAAAGAGCUGCUUGUUAAACACUACAAGGAGCUUCGCGCCGACGACGCACAGGGCGGAAUCGGCAAGAACUCAUAUCGCAUUACAGUCCGUCAACUGGAGAGUAUGAUCCGUCUAUCAGAGGCGAUCGCCAAGGCCAACUGUGUGGAGGAGAUCGAACCGCCUAUGGUCACCGAGGCCUUCAACUUGCUCAGACAGAGUAUCAUCUCCGUUGAGCACGAUGAUGUUGAAAUCGACGACGAGGAGUUUUCGGAGGAGGGCGCAGCCCUGCUUCGUGCGGCCUCUGAGGCAGCAGGCCAACCAGCCGAAGAGGGUGACAUGGUCGUUGACGGAGCCGAAGGGACAGCAGCGGCUGCGGCCCGCCCCAAGCAGACUAUCACGUUCGAAAAGUACUCGAGCAUGGUCAACUUGUUCGUCGAGCACGUCGCUGGGGCCGAGGCUGAGAACGGAGAAGGCGUCGAAGGUGAUGCGCUCGUGGAAUGGUAUCUGGAGCAGAAGGAAGAUGAGUUGCAAGACGUUGCACACGCCGAGGAGGAGAGGGCGUUGGCCAACAAGGUGCUCAAGAGGAUGGUCAAGGAGAAUAUUCUCAUGGCUGUCCGUGGCCAGGGUCUUCUUGACGAAAACGAGGCAGGCGAGGGAGCGUCUGCGGCCGCCGAGGCGGAGCAGCGCAUCAUCUUCGUCUUGCAUCCCAACUGUGCUGUCGAGGACUUCUAA